Molecule: messenger RNA, 6820 nt
Organism: Abrus precatorius (Indian licorice)
Lineage: Eukaryota; Viridiplantae; Streptophyta; Magnoliopsida; Fabales; Fabaceae
Product: E3 ubiquitin-protein ligase listerin
Exons: 16
Coding region: 89-5731 (1880 amino acids)
Biological process (GO): ribosome-associated ubiquitin-dependent protein catabolic process; rescue of stalled cytosolic ribosome
Cellular component (GO): RQC complex; cytosol
Molecular function (GO): ubiquitin protein ligase activity; ribosomal large subunit binding; zinc ion binding
Source: RefSeq, a predicted model, not a curated record
CCUAGCACAAGCACCGCUUCAUACCAUAGAAAGGAUUCUCUGUUCCUCUAUGCAUUGAAUUGAAUUGAAAAGCAAUACGAGUGAGAGAAUGGGAAGGCAGAAAGGAGAAGGUGCGAGAAGCAAAUCACGUCCUUCAAGUAGCAGCCUGGCCGCCUCACUCUUGCCCUCCGGCUCCGCCGCCGCCGUCGGGUUCGGUGGCUUUGUCGGCAGUUCGCGUCUCGAUCCUCCUCCUUCGUCCGAAGAUUCUCUCUCCUUUGCCGAUGUUGAUAGUGAGAUUGCGGUGCACUUAAAGAGGUUAGGCAGGAAGGAUCCUACCACUAAGCUUAAGGCAUUGGCAGCUUUGUCUAUGCUGGUUCAACAGAAGUCGGCAAAAGAAAUUGUUCUAAUUGUUCCCCAAUGGGCAUUUGAAUAUAAAAGGCUGUUGCUGGACUACAAUAGGGAGGUUAGGCGGGCCACUCAUGAUACAAUGACUGCUCUUGUUACUUCUGUUGGGAGAGAUUUAGCUCCACAUCUGAAGGCUUUGAUGGGACCAUGGUGGUUUGCUCAAUUUGAUCCAGUUUCUGAAGUUUCUCAGGCAGCAAAAAGGUCUUUGCAGGCGGCCUUUCCAGCUCAAGAAAAGAGGCUUGAUGCUUUGAUUUUAUGCACAACAGAGAUUUUCAUGUAUCUAGAAGAAAACCUAAAGCUCACACCACAAAAUUUGUCUGACAAAGCUGCAGCUACAGAUGAGUUGGAAGAGAUAUACCAGCAGGUGAUAUCAUCAACUUUGUUAGCUUUGGCCACACUUCUUGAUGUCUUAAUUUGCUUACAACAAGAGCGACCUGGUUUUGAGAACAUAAAUGCUGAACCUAAACAUGCUUCGAAGGCUAGGGUGGCCGCUGUUUCUUAUGCUGAAAAGCUGUUCAAAGACCAUAAAUACUUUCUGGACUUCUUGAAGUCCCAAAGACCUAUUAUUCGAUCUGCUACCUAUAGUGUAUUGAAGAGCUUAAUAAAAAAUAUGCCACAGGCUAUUAAUGAUGGAAAUAUAAAAACUCUUGCUGGUGCAAUUCUUGGUGCUUUCAAUGAGAAGGAUCCAACUUGUCAUCCCUCAAUGUGGGAUGUAAUAAUACUUUUCUCUAGAGGAUUCCCAGAUGCUUGGUCUUCCUUAAACGUUCAGAAAAGCAUACUGAAUCCAUUUUGGAAUUUUCUUAGAAAUGGUUGCUUUGGAUCCCAGCAAGUUUCAUAUCCAGCUUUGGUUUUAUUCUUAGACAAUGUGCCCCCUAAAUUUAUUGGAGGGGAUAAGUUUUUUCUCGAAUUUUUCCAGAACUUGUGGGCAGGAAAGCAAAUUUCCCUAUCUGCAGAUAGACUAGCAUUUUUCCAGGCACUGAAAGAAUGUUUUCUUUGGUCAUUGAAAAAUGCUUCAAGAUACAAUGAUGGAGAGGACGCAAUCAGUCAUUUCCGAGUUGCUCUUGUUGAUAGUGUCUUAGUAAAGCUUUUGUGGCAGGAUUUCCUUACAACUGGAAGCUCAAAAGAUAAUGUUAUAGUAAACUCAGGAAAAGCAACAGAUUCAUCUGAGGAAAAUGUUUCUCAUAACAAGAAAGUGGAUAUGCUGAAUACAAAAUAUCCAAUGCCUUAUUUGCAAGAGUUGGGAAAGUGCUUUGUUGAAGUCCUCUUAGGCAUUUAUAUAUUAGAUAUCAAUCUUCUAUCCGUUUUUAUUGUGGAACUUGAGGAUAAUUGCAUGUGCAUUCUUCAGCAAGCAGGUAAUGUGGAGGUUGUUGAACGAAUCAUUUUGUUCAUGUUAUUGCUGGAGCAACAUGCUGUGAUGAAAGGUGCAACUUGGCCCAUGGCCUAUAUUGUGGGACCAAUGCUGGCAAAGUCUUUCUCAAUCAUUAGAUCUUCUGAUUCACCAGGUACUGUGAGACUUAUGUCAGUUGCUGUUUCAAUAUUUGGACCACAGAAGAUGGUCCAAGAAGUUUUUAUUAAAAACAAAGGGCACUAUUCUAGUCAGUUUUUAUAUGAUGGGGAUAAAGUAGUGGAAGCUGAAGACUUUAUGCAAAUAUUCAAGAAUAUAUUUGUUCCUUGGUGUCUGCAGUCAAAUAGUUGCUCAACUAAUGCUCGGCUAGAUUUAUUAUUGGCACUGCUGGAUGAUGAGUAUUUCUCAGAACAAUGGUCUUUCAUUAUAAAUUAUGUGAUUAACCAGAGUUAUUCUGAGUUCCAACCUGGAUUACUGGAUGCUGACAAUGCAGCAAUGUUGGCCAUGCUCAUAGAGAAAGCAAGGGAUGAGAGCAUGAAGAGGAGGGUGGGAGAUGAUUCCAGUUAUAGACAAGGCACUAAUGCUGAAGAUUGGUGUAAUGAAUAUCUGGAAUCAUCUGCUAUUGCUGUUUCCCGAUCUCUGCUUCCUUUUAGCACUUCUCAUGUGCAGUUUGUGUGCUCUCUUCUUGGUGGUUCAACAGAAGGAAGAUCCAUGUCAUUUCUGUCCAGAAAUGCAAUGAUUCUCAUCUAUAAGGAGAUUUUCAGGAAGUUACUUAGUUUUAUUCAGGUUUCACCUUUCUUUUGGGUACAGAAUGCAGCUUCUAUGUUAAGCAAUGGUGAAAAGAUGUGUGUAGAAUUUGAUAGUUCUCUCAAUGUUGUUGAGAUAGCGCAGUUUGCUCUUGAGAUACUUGAUGGUAGUUUCUUUAGCUUGAAGACACUUGAUGGGGAAAGUGGACUUGUAUCAGGAAUUUUAUCUGCAAUUUUUGUCAUUGAAUGGGAGUGUAAUUUAUGUAAAGCUCUGGAUGAUUCACUUGAUGAUAAAUCAAUGACCCAAAUCAAGGCCAGGCUAACAUUUGGUGAAUAUGCGUGUGCUUUAUGUAACAAGAUCAAUGUUCAGUUUCUGAAAAGCCUUUGCUUAGAUAGCCGCAAGAGAUUGUUGAACAUCUUAAUUCAGUCAGUAAGAUUUGCAAUAUUUGCUGAAGACAGGCUUAUUAAUGACAGAAUCACGUCAUUAUGCUGUACAUGGGUGCUUGAAGUUCUUGAGUGUGUCUGUGUGGAUAAAAAUGAAGAACAAAAUUUGCUACAUCAUCUGCUUAGCAAGGGUGAAAUGUGGCCUGUUUUUGUUGUUCCAAACUUUAGUAUGACAAAGGUUUCAGGACACCUGAAUUUUGUAGCUUUAAUUGACAAAUUAAUCUCAAAAAUUGGGAUGGAUAGAGUUUUUGCUGGAUGUGAAAUGCCUGAUCCAUCUAUGCUUGAAAUAAGUCAUGAGGUUGCAUCUUCUGCUUGUUUAGCUGCUGAAAUGCUGUGCACGUGGAGAUGGCCUGGAAGCAGUGCUGUGUCUUCUUUCUUACCUCUACUGAGUGCAUAUGCCAAGAGAAGUAAUUCUCCCCAGGAAAGCCUGUUAGAUGAAAUAUUAGGCAUCUUGCUUGAUGGUUCUCUUGUUUAUGGAGAUUAUGGCACAAAGUAUUCAGUGAGUAUGUGGCCAGUUCCAUCUGAGGAAGUGGAAGUUAUUGAUGAACCAUUCUUACGAGCUCUUGUUUCCUUUCUGUCCACUUUGUUUAAAGAGAAAAUAUGGGGGGCGAAGAAGGCAUUGAAUCUGAUUGAACUUCUUGUGAAUAAACUCUUCAUUGGUGAAGCAGUAAACACUAAAUGUCUUAAGGUUCUACCUCUGCUUAUAAAUGUACUUCUAGAACCAUUGUAUGGGGAUGCAGAACCUAGUAUAGUUGUUCAACAUUGUUCUUUAGAAGAAAGAUUUGUGCAAAAUAUUAUGAUAGACUGGCUGGAGAGGGCACUAUGUCUCCCACCUUUGGUCACAUGGAAAACAGGAGAAGACAUGGAAGAUUGGCUUCAGUUGGUGAUUGCCUGUUAUCCUUUCAGUGCAAUAGGUGGCCCCCAAGCAUUAAAGCCAGCAAGGAGUAUCAGCUCUGAUGAGAGGAAACUUCUUUAUGAGUUGUUCCAGAAGCAAAGGAACGUUGCUGGUGGAUCUGCAAUGAUCAACCAGCUUACACUGGUGCAGAUGCUGCUAUCAAAACUUAUGGUUGUUUCAGUAGGUUAUUGCUGGAACGAAUUUAGUGUAGAAGAUUGGGACUUUCUGUUGUCUAACCUAAGGUGCUGGAUUCAGUCAGCAGUUGUAAUGAUGGAGGAUGUAGCUGAAAAUGUAAAUGGUCUUGUUAAUAGUUCAUCUGAUAAUUUAAAUAUGAUGUGUCAGAAAAUUGAGAAAAUUAUUUUGAUUUCAGAUCCUUUUCCCAUAAAGAUUUCUGAAAAUGCUCUUUUGUCUUUCUCACUUCUCCUUAAGCAUUGUAAACGUCAACAAGCUGAAGAGAGAGAUAAUUUAAAUACAUUUAAAUCCGAAAAGUUGGAUUCUGUUAAAGAUCGGAUUCUAGAGGGUGUCCUUCGCUUCCUAUUUUGUACUGGCAUUUCUGAGGCUAUUGCAAAUGCAUGCGGCAAAGAUGCUGCGUCAAUUGUUGCAUUGUCACGGAUUGAAUAUACUCACUUUUGGGAAUUGGUAGCUUUUGGUGUUGUUAAUUCCUCGUCACAGGCUAGACAUAGAGCAGUGAAAUCAGUUGAAUUUUGGGGACUAAGCAAAGGGUCUAUUAGUUCCUUGUAUGCUAUACUUUUUACUUCCAAGCCAAUUCCUUUAUUGCAGUUUGCUGCAUAUUUUAUUCUUUCAAAUGAGCCUGUUUUAAGUGUUGCUAUUGUUGAAGAUAAUGCUUGUAACUCAGACACAUAUGCUGCUAGUGACCUGGAUAUCAGCCGUCUUGAAAUGUCAAUUGCAGAAAAAGUUCAUUUGAAAGAGGAAAUAUCUUUCAUGGUAGAAAGGGCACCUUAUGAGGUUCUUGAAAUGGACUUACUUGCUCACCAACGAGUAAAUGUCUUCCUUGCUUGGUCUUUGUUGAUAUCACAUCUAUGGUCAUUACCUUCAUCAUCAUCUCAAAGGGAAAGAUUGAUCCAGUACAUACAAGACUCCGCUACCCCUGUUAUCUUAGAUUGCCUUUUUCAGCAUAUUCCUGUGGAGAAUUCCAUGAUUCAGAGUCUGAAGAAGAAAGAUGCAGAUAUUUCUGGUGGUUUAUCAGAAGCAGGAAGUGCUGCAACCCGUGCUACCACAACUGGUUCUCUUGUGUUUUCUGUGGAAUCUCUUUGGCAUGUUGAAUCAGAGAAAAUUUCAUCACUUGCUGGAGCAAUAUAUGGCUUGAUGCUUCAGGUUCUUCCAGCUUAUGUACGUGGCUGGUUUAGUGACUUGCGUGAUCGUAACACUUCAGCUGUCAUUGAAUCCUUUACAAGGACUUGCUGCAGCCCUCCUCUCAUUGCAAAUGAAUUGUCUCUGAUCAAGAAAGCCAACUUCCGUGAUGAGAAUUUCUCAGUUAGUGUAAGCAAAUCAGCAAAUGAGAUUGUUGCUACUUACACUAAGGAUGAAACAGGAAUGGAUUUAGUCAUUCGUCUCCCUGCAUCUUAUCCACUAAGGCCAGUAGAUGUUGAUUGUACAAGGAGCCUUGGGAUUAGUGAGAUCAAGCAAAGGAAAUGGUUGAUGUCAAUGAUGCUAUUUGUUCGGAAUCAGAAUGGAGCUUUAGCAGAAGCUAUAGGAAUUUGGAAGCGCAAUUUUGAUAAAGAAUUUGAAGGUGUUGAGGAGUGCCCGAUCUGUUACAGUGUAAUCCACACCACAAACCACAGCCUUCCUCGCCUCGCUUGCAAGACAUGCAAACACAAAUUUCAUUCUGCUUGCCUUUAUAAAUGGUUUUCAACUUCUCACAAAUCAUCAUGCCCAUUGUGUCAAUCUCCGUUCUAAGGUUGCACCAGGAGUGAUGAAUUUUACCAAUUUUACUUGCCGGUGAUAUCUUGCACUAAAUGUAGUAGAUGAAGAGAAUGCAUCGAUAAUGAGAAUCAACGCUGAUUUUCAGCAUGAGACUCAUUGCUGAUUCAGGCAGGGUUGACUUACAAACUACAACCGGUUACCGAAAGUUCACAUGAUUCCUAGCUUGCUUUCUCCACUAAGCUUCUCUUAAGCAGAUAGCUUUUAACACUUCAUACCCUCGAAAUUAAAGAGAAAGCUGGGCAAUGGUAUUGCGGUGACGACAUGGGGAUAUCAUAUUUUCUAUUAAGGCAGGAGAAGAGUAUCCGAUUCCUUUCCAUUCUCAAAUUUCUCCACUAAUUAGAAAUUUUGAUUUUUUUUUUUUUUUCCGAUGGUGGUAGUAAUUAUAUUUUUGCAGUGCUUUUGUUCUGUUUAGGGGAGCUUAUUUCUGAUCGUAGGAGGCUGUCUGAACAAGUGGCUUUGUACAUCUAGAUUUUUUAUAUUGAAUGUGGAAACAAUCAAAGAGUAACGAGAAAGAAUUGCCAGAAUAAGAGGAGUAAUUGUACAUCUGUGAGCAUUAGGCCAUCAGCCAUGAGAAGAUUAAUGUCAAAGAACAUGGUAAAAAUGAGAGACGAGAAUUGUGCUACUUGAAAAUUGGAGAAAUGAAUAUCUUCAUCAGUACUAGGUGGAAGUUAUAUGUAGACUUCCUGAUACAUUGGCUAACCGAAACUACCGGCUAACUUCCAUGAAACUACAUAACUGUCAAAUUACAUCUUAAUGUAAGUUACAUUUACAGUGUAGUAGGUAACAAUUAAAGAGAACUGAGCAAAUAGUCUCCACGAAGUGCGUAGAAUGCAAGUACACGCGUUUGACUUUUGGUCAGCAAAAUUUAUUGCAAUGAUACAUCAAUGAUCAUGUUGACCAAUGUUUGCAUGUUGCCGUUUAAAGGCAGAAGCAUUGUAAAGCAGCGUAUUUUUUUAAUAUAUUUUUUUAAAUAGAUUUUUUAUUUUUAUUUUUUUGUAAAAUAUAUUUUAGAAUAUUUUAGUGGUUUUUUUAUAAGAAAUUAUUUUAUGAAGUAAUUUUUUC